GGCGGCCGGGAGCGCGCGGAGCCGGGCGGGCGCCAUGGGCAAGCGGUCGCGGGCGGUGCCGGGUCGGAGGCCCAUCCUGCAGCUCUCGCCGCCGGGGCCGCGCGCGGCCGGGCUGGGCCGGGAGGAGGCGGCGGCCGAGGGCGACUCGGGCUCGGAGCCGGAUGAGCCAGAGGUAGUUGGGGAAGCUCCCAAAACUGCUUCAAACCCACCACAAAUGACUGUGCCAGCUGGACCUGCGGCUGUCAGGCCAACAGGUGGCUUAUGUUUGCUUGGUGCAUAUGCUGACAGCGAUGAUGAAGAAGGUGAGGCGUCUGAGAAGUCCGUGCGCUCUGCAGAUGCAAACGGAAAUAAUUCAGCAGACAUUGACAGCACACUGGCUAACUUCCUAGCGGAGAUUGAUGCCAUUACAGCUCCUCCCCAGCCAGCCAAAUCCACCACCACUGCCACUUCUGCUCCACCUCCGACCCCUCCCCGCCCAGAGCCCAAGGAAUCUUCCUCAGGUCAUUCCUCCACAACAGCAAAUGGGGCAGCCUCUGCCCAGACGGUGAAGUGGCAAUAUGAUACCCAGUGUUCACUAGCUGGAGUGGGAGUGGAGAUGGGAGACUGGCAGGAAGUAUGGGAUGACAACACAGGUUGCUAUUAUUACUGGAACACUCAAACUAAUGAGGUGACCUGGGAACUGCCCCAGUACCUUGCAACACAGGUCCAGGGUCUUCAGCAUUAUCAGCCCAGCACUGUGGCAGGUGCCAAUGGGAGUUUCUUGGUAGCUGCAGACGUUUACCCUCAGGAAAAGGGUGCUGCUGUUGGCAGUGCUAAUCGUGGGACCAUCCUUCCCAAGCGAGAGGUGAAGAAGGAGGUGAAUGAAGGUGUCCAAGCCCUUUCCAACAGUGAAGAGGAGAAGAAGGGAGUGGCAGCAUCUCUGCUGGCUCCACUCUUGCCUGAUGUUGUGAAGGAGGAAGAGGAGCGGUGGAGGAGGAAAGUGAUCUGUAAGGAGGAGGUAGAACCAACUCCAGAAGAGGACACGACAGCCCAGGGAGCAACAGUUGCUGCUGAAGAGCAGGAACCUUCCAGGGGUCCUCUGGAAGACCCAUCACAGGAGGAUUUGUGCAGUGUAGUGCAAUCAGGCGAGAGUGGUGAGGAGGAGGAGGAGCAGGACACGCUUGAGUUGGAGAUGGUGCUGGAGAGGAAGAAGGCAGAGUUACGAGCCUUGGAGGAGGGAGACGGCAGUGUUUCAGGCUCCAGCCCACUCUCUGACGGAAGCCAGUGUGCAUCUCAGGAUGUGAUGCGCCGGCAGGCCUCCAAGCGAGGCAAAUGGAAACUUUUUGUGGGAGCAGGCAGCCCAGAGUCAACCAGCCGGGGCUCAAGCAAGACUGGCCGAGAGAGUCCCGAAACUGGGGAAGCAGCAGUGAGUGCAGAAGCAGUUGAGGAGAAUUCAGACAAAGAAAUAGAGACAGAGGAGCUUCAGGACAAAGUGAAAGUGCAAGGAGCGCCGAAAGUAGAAGAGGAGCAGGACCUGAAGUUUCAGAUUGGAGAGCUAGCAAACACCCUGACUAGUAAGCUGGAGUUCCUGGGUAUCAGCAGACAAUCCAUCUCCAACUUCCAUGUGCUCCUGUUGCAGACUGAGACCCGCAUCGCAGACUGGCGAGAAGGCGCCCUCCAUGGCAACUACCUCAAACGCAAAUUGCAAGAUGCAGCUGAACAGCUAAAACAAUAUGAAAUAAACGCCACCCCUAAAGGCUGGUCCUGCCACUGGGACAGGGACCAUAGGCGCUAUUUCUAUGUUAAUGAGCACACGGGAGAGUCCCAGUGGGAGUUCCCAGAUGGAGAGGACGACGAGGAGGGGCAGCAAUCUCUGGAGAGCAAAGCUGAAGCUCCUCCUAAACAAGCUUCAAAAGAGAAAUUGGAGGCUGGGGCAGACUCAGCGGACAGCUCCACAGGCUCUCUCUGUAAGGAGUCCUUCUCUGGCCAAGUUCCUUCUACAUCUCUCAUGCCACUUACUCCAUUUUGGACUCUGCUUCAGUCUUCUGUCCCUGUGCUCCAACCCCCUUUGCCUCUGGAAGUUCCACCACCUCCACCACCUCCUCCAGAGUCGCCACCACCCCCACCUCCGCCGCCACCUGGUGAAGAUGGAGAGAUCCAGGAGGUAGAGAUGGAAGAUGAAGAAGGGGAGGAGCCACCAGCCCCAGGAACUGAGGAAGAUGGUCCUCUGAAACCUCUUCUUCGCCCAGCUAUCCCAAGCAGUCAGAAUACCACUGAGCCCAGCCCCUCCACAGUGCUUUCUGCCAAGUCUCAGAAGAGGAAAGCUACUGAAAUGAGCAUGGGGCUGGUGCAGCGAACAGCCACCAUUGGCAGCUGUCCUGUUCUCUACAGUCAGCCUGUUAUGGUUUCCAGUAAGUACGGGCCAUCAAGCGGACCCCUUGGCUCUCUGAAACCAAGACAACGGCUGCAAGGGGAGAUCCAGGGACGUGCCAAUCUCCGUCUCUCUCCUAUGUAUGCAGGGCCUCAGUCCACAGGGCUGAGCCUCCAGUCUAACUACAUGGGAGUGGCUGCACCUCCUCUCAUGAGCUACUCAGAGUGUUCUAUGCCUGUGAGGCUUGCUGCCCCCACAGUGCAGCCAACCCCUGCCCGAGGAGCUCUGCCUGCCACCAGUGCAUCCGAACAGCCACCUCCACCACCUCCACCUCAGCCACCACCUCCACCGCCGCCUCCUACCACAAAAGCGUUGCCUCCCGAGAAGCCAAGGAAAGGCAGAAAGGACAAGAGCAAGAAGGGUAAAACAAAGAUGCCAUCUCUGGUGAAGAAGUGGCAGACCAUCCAGCGGGAGCUGGAUGAGGAGGAGAACUCUAGCUCCAGUGAGGAUGAUAGGGAGCUGACCACGCAGAAGCGGAUUGAGGAGUGGAAGCAACAGCAACUCAUGAGUGGCAUGGCAGAGAGAAAUGCCAACUUCGAGGCUCUGCCGGAGGACUGGCGGGCACGGCUCAAGCGGAGAAAAACUACAUCAAACACAUGAUCCCUCCAGCAGUAUUGCAUUUACCACAUGUACAGUUUAGAACUUUUUUUUUUUUACCAAUGUGACCGUUGUCCAAUACAUUGUAACCAUUUGGGAUAUUCUGUUUCAGUUGAAUGGGCUGAUGCAGGCAUUGCACGGCCUAGAGAGUCUCCUGUGAGGCAGGGUGGAGAUGGCUGAGAAAGGCCUGUUGAGGUGUUUUACUGGGCAAAGUGGAUGAGUUCUGACAGUUUAAUUGGCAAUGACAGAAUCAGGCAGAGCUGGGAAUGGGUCUAAUUUGAGGUUGCACUUAAUUUAUGGGGCAGUCAAGUCAGAACCUUCCAAGGGGAAGGCUGAUCUUCCUUGUGUUUUACACUUGGCUCUCUAGGGUGUCCCUCUAUAGUUGUCAUGUCUGGUGUGUGCCAGGGCUGCAGCCUUGCUGUGCCUGCAUAGACUGGGUCCAACAAGAUGUGCAUGCUGGCCCCAUUAGAAAUGGGCAGUGCCAUGGCUGUCCUUAGACCCUCAGAAGGUUCAGUAAGCCCUGAGUUUCUUCUCAUGCUUGUCUGCAAGUGCUGUGUUAGCACAGUUCUUGCUGUCCAUUGAUAUGAGUGAAUAGACCCGUCCACUCUGCCCAGGGGAAUACAAGUCAGUCAGUCCCUGGAUGUGUUUGGUGCGUUCAUCUGCCCACAGGUGUCACCCUGUGAGUCUUUGGUGCUGGGAGCUGCUCCUGGAAAAUCAUUGCGGUUGUUUUCUCUUUAGUCUUCUCCCAGUUCAGGUCCCAGUUCCUUCUGUCUUUGCCAGUUUGAUUGUUUCAGCUAAAGUAGCAUUUUGUCUGUGUUAAAGGAUCCCCCUGCCCCCAAUCCUUCAGCUCUUCCCAACUCUUCCUACAUUUGGUCAGAAUUAGGUAACAAGUCACUCUUUCAAGCUGAAAGAUUGGGAUUUCCAGCUAUUUGUAUUUCUCUACGUUUUGGUUUUGUAUAUUUGUACAUAGACAUUAAUAAAAAUCCCUUUUUAUACUUCUCAA
Messenger RNA from Alligator mississippiensis (American alligator), 4010 nucleotides. RefSeq names its product formin binding protein 4 (gene FNBP4). Bases 35 to 3010 code for a protein of 991 amino acids. Gene Ontology annotation, molecular function: protein binding. Lineage: Eukaryota; Metazoa; Chordata; Crocodylia; Alligatoridae. The record is from RefSeq and is a predicted model, not a curated record. The transcript has 16 exons.